AUGGAAAAUGAUUAUAUAGGAAUACAUUCAACUGGAGCAUUUCUCGUAACUCAUAAAGUGGAAGGAUCAGAAACAGUAAGGAAGCUGACAGGCAAAACGACACCAAUUGCUGUGUCGUCAACGCUUGAUACUUCUGGUGCAGAAGUAGAGGCACUAGAUUAUGCCAUCAGGUCGUAUUAUACACCAAGUGAACGUCCAGAUAUGUCUGGCGUAGGUACAGUAACAUUGUAUAAUGACGUUGUAUCGGUUGGAGAUGUGGUAGCUACAAUCACAACCACUGAUAAUGAUCAAGAGGAUGUUGGAAGCCUCACGUUGACAAUAAAUUCAGCUGAUAACAGUGGAACAAGUUAUUUUGAGUUUGUUUCUGAUGAAAUAAGGGUAAAAGCUCUUCCACCUGUUAAUACAUAUAAUCUGGAGCUUCAAGUAGAAGAUCCGUGCACCCUAUCACGAACCAGAACAGAAGUGAUUGAUAUACUCAAUAGACUUCCUGUUAUUAACAACCUUCCAGAUGCUGUAUCAAUAUCAGAGGAUACUGCAGACAAUACAUUUGUAUUUACCAUUGAUGCCACAGAUACCAUAACAGACCCGGUAUCCUGUGCAAAGAAAGGAGGAGGAACUGUGCCAUUCUCUGUUGCCCAAAUACCAGGUUCAACAGAUUAUGGAGUAUACAAAAACUCGGGAGUCCUACUAAACUACGAUACCAUUCAAUCCUAUACAGUAACCAUAGAAUGUGAUGACGGCGACGACAAAGUAGAUGCUGAUCUGACCAUCAACUUAAUACAAAAUCAGCCACCAGUCAUAAACAGUUUACCUACAACCGAAAGUAUAUCAGAAGACCUCAACACUAGAACAUUAGUGCAUACUUUGAACGUUACAGAUGUUAAUACAGCUGAUACUGUGACAUGCGCAUUCAACCCAAACAACGCGUUAUUUGAACUAAGUAAAAUACAACCGGCAUCAGUGGAUUAUGGUGUUUUCUUGGUUGGAGGAACAGUUUUGGAUUAUGAUGUCACUCCUUCGUAUACCUUAAAUAUUGAUUGUGCUGAUCAUAGGAGAUCUGUCUCAGAUGUUUUGACAGUGGCAAUAAUUCGAAACGAGCCACCAACAAUUGUAAACCUACCAAUGAGUUCAGACAUACCGGAAAGUAUAACUUCAGAAAGUUUGCUGUAUACCAUAUCAGUGACAGAUCCGACUAAUGAUACAGUUACAUGUGUUAUUACACCAGCAACUUCUAUAUUCUAUCUCCAAACCACAUCAGCGCAAUUUGAAACCGAGAUAUGGGUUCGAGGUAAUCAAGGGUUCGUGUAUGACACUAAAAGACAAUAUACUUUAACUAUAGAAUGUGCUGACCAGCGACGAAAAGAUUCGGCAGAGUUUUACGUUUACAUUCUUCGAAAUAUGCCUCCAUACUUCCCUAAUCUUCAAGAUAAAACAAUUGUUUCGUCCGAGACCUCAGCUGCUGGUCAGAUCAUUUAUACUGUAGACAGUGUGGAUCCUGAGAGUGACAAUGUACAAUAUUCUUUGUCAUCUAACACUGCGAAUGUACCAUUUAUAAUCAACCAAAACACUGGAGCAAUAUCUUUUACCCGCUCUAUAAAGACGGAACUUGUAGCCGGAUAUGAUUUAUACAUAAGUGUAUCAGAUGGACGAAAUGUGGUGGCUGCGCGAUCAUUAUCAGUUCGUAUUACCGGUAUUAAUUUUCCGCCACAUUUCCAAGUUCCUGCACAAACAUUAACUGUAUUAGAAAAUAUCAAUUCUGGAUCGUCCAUAUUUCAACCAACUAUUACAGAUGAAGAUUUAUCAGACGUUCAUACGUUUUCUGUCGUUUAUUCUCCCCCAGAUGGCGCUGUAUAUUUCGGCGUCGACAAAUCAACUGGAUUAAUAACAUCUUUGGUUGAUAUUGAUUAUGAGACAAUUCCAUUCAAGUCAUUUUUGCUGGUGAUAACUGGGUCGGAUUCUCUGUUGGAAGACACUACGAACAUAACAUUGAAUGUACAGAAUGUAAACGAGGCUCCGGUGUUUACAAAGAAGUAUUACUCAAUUACAACUUCAGAAAAUAUUGGUGGAACUAUGAUUCAGAAUCCAUUUUACCAGUAUACAGAAGUAGACGGUGACACAUUAAAAUUUUCUCUUGACUGUGGCACCGACACGGGUCGUUUGGACAUAGAUUCAUCGACAGGUCUUCUGUCGUUUUCAACAGACUAUGAUUUAGACAUCGUUGGUACAGCAUCAAAGAUAGACUGUAAGGUUUCAAUAACUGAUGAUGAAUAUACAGAUAUGGCAUAUGUUAAUAUAACCAUAUUAGACGAUAAUGACAAUUCACCUGUGUUUAUAUAUAGUGAAUAUACGUUUUACAUACCAGUUUCUUCAAGUGUUGGGUCAUUUGUUGGACAGGUACAAGCAAUUGAUAACGAUAUUGGAAAUUAUGGAAAUGUCCUUUACCAUAUUGCACUCGAAGAUUUCAACUACGGUUUGUUCGAUGUUGUCCAAAAUGGUUCGAUAUUUGUCAGCGAAAGUUUAACUCAGUAUACUGAGGGGUCAACAUUGAAUCUUACCAUAUAUGGUGUAGAUCCAGGAGGCAGGGAUGGUCUCACGAUGGUUUAUGUUGUAUUUCCAACACCUUAUGUGGAGCCCAUUACUACAGGGAAUGGCAUAGAGUAUUUAACAUUCUUCAGAUAUUCUCCAAACAUGGCUUGGUUUGUUCCGCUGAUGUUUCUUCUUUUUGUCACCUUCUGUGUUGUUGUACACACUCUCUACAAAUCAAGUUGUUCAUGUUUGAAGAAAAAUGAACGGAGCACCCGUAGAAAGAAGCGGAAAAGACCAAUGAAAACUUUUCAAAGAUACUGAUUCGAGAGAGAUAUUAAAGUAUACUCUGUUGUAAAAAAAACAUGUAUUCGUAGAUGUAAUGUUCUUCAGUACUAAUUUAGAUUAUAUUUUGCCUAUUUUUCAGUAAUAAUGGCGAUAACAUUUGUAUUUUAUGAUUAUCUAUGUAAUAUCUAA
Mytilus trossulus (common blue mussel) is the source of this 3000-nucleotide messenger RNA. RefSeq names its product protocadherin Fat 4-like. Lineage: Eukaryota; Metazoa; Mollusca; Bivalvia; Mytilida; Mytilidae. Bases 1 to 2847 code for a protein of 948 amino acids. The record is from RefSeq and is a predicted model, not a curated record. The transcript is spliced from 17 exons. Gene Ontology annotation, molecular function: calcium ion binding. Gene Ontology annotation, biological process: homophilic cell-cell adhesion. Gene Ontology annotation, cellular component: plasma membrane; cell-cell junction.